Coccidioides posadasii C735 delta SOWgp is the source of this 1702-nucleotide messenger RNA. RefSeq lists its product as uncharacterized. Gene Ontology annotation, molecular function: flavin adenine dinucleotide binding; acyl-CoA dehydrogenase activity. Gene Ontology annotation, cellular component: cytoplasm. The record is from RefSeq and is a predicted model, not a curated record. Gene Ontology annotation, biological process: fatty acid beta-oxidation using acyl-CoA dehydrogenase. NCBI's taxonomy places the organism in Eukaryota, Fungi, Ascomycota, Eurotiomycetes, Onygenales, Onygenaceae.
GUACGAAUAUAGACGCAUACUUGUUAUAGAUUUCGACCAUGGCGGCAAAGUUCUCCAAGGACGCUGUUGCGUCGCACAACAACGCUGGCGACCUUUGGGUUAUCAUUGAUGAGGAUGUUUUUGAUUUGACCAAGUUUCAGGAUGAUCACCCAGGUGGGAAGAAGAUCCUACAACGAGUUGCGGGCAAAGAUGCCUCGAAGCAAUUUUGGAAAUACCACAAUCCCGCCGUGUUGAAGAAAUACCGGAAGCAGCUCCAGGUCGGAUCGUUAGAUACUAAGAAGGAGGCUGCUCCUCCUGCUCCUGCUCCUGCUCCUGCUCCUGCUCCCCAGACUCCACCAGCUACUCCCCCCGCCGAGAAGAAAGAGGCUACCACAUCUAUCGCGACUCCGGCUCCUAGCGCUCCCUUGGAGCCUUAUGGCGACUUGAUCCCAUUCGCCGACCCGGCUUGGUAUCACGGUUACUAUUCCCCUUACUACAACGAGACCCAUGCUGCCCUUCGUGAUGAAGUCCGCCAGUGGGUCGAGACCGAGAUCGAGCCCCAUGUUUUCGAGUGGGAUGAAGCCAAGAAAGUCCCCGACCACAUUUACAAGCAGAUGGGAGAAAGAGGAUACCUUGCUGGUUUGCUUGGUGUCGGAUACGACCCUUCACUCUCAAAGAAUACCGUCAAGAGCGUUCCUCCCGAGAAAUGGGAUCUGUUCCACGAGGUGAUCGUGACCGACGAACUUUCCCGCUGUGCCAGCGGAGGCGUCGUCUGGAAUCUCAUUGGUGGCUUCGGUAUUGGCUGCCCGCCCCUUCUCAAGUUUGGAAACAAGGAAGUCGUGAAGAGAGUUGUGCCCGGCAUCCUCUCUGGAGACAAACGUAUCUGCCUUGCCAUCACUGAGCCCGACGCUGGAAGUGACGUGUCGAACUUGACCUGCGAGGCCAAACUGACCCCUGACGGGAAGCACUACAUCGUCAACGGUGAGAAGAAAUGGAUCACAAACGGUGUGUGGGCAGAUUAUUUCACCGUGGCCGUUCGCACCGGUGGCCCUGGCAUGAACGGCGUCAGCGUCUUGCUUAUCGAGCGGGAGUUCGAAGGUGUGAGCACGCGUAGAAUGGAUUGCCAGGGAGUUUGGAGCAGUGGCACUACAUACAUCACAUUUGAGGAUGUCAAGGUUCCAGUCGAGAACUUGAUCGGCAAGGAGAACAGGGGCUUCAAGGUUAUCAUGACCAACUUUAACCACGAGCGUAUCGGAAUUGUCAUCCAAUCUCUGCGUUUCGCUCGCGUCUGCUACGAGGAAUCUGUGAAGUACGCCCACAAGCGCCGCACCUUUGGCAAGCGCUUGAUCGACCACCCCGUUAUCCGUAUGAAACUCGCCCACAUGGCCCGCCAGAUCGAAGCGUCGCACAACUGGCUCGAGAACAUCAUCUACCAAUGCCAGAAUUACGAGGACAUGGAAGCGUCCCUUCGCCUCGGUGGUGCCAUUGCCGGCCUCAAGGCUCAGUCUACCACGACCUUUGAAUUCUGCGCGCGCGAGGCCAGUCAGAUCUUUGGUGGACUCAGUUACAGCCGCGGCGGGCAAGGUGGUAAAAUUGAGCGCCUGUAUCGUGACGUUAGGGCGUACGCCAUUCCCGGAGGCAGCGAAGAAAUUAUGUUGGAUCUCAGCAUGAGACAGAGCUUGAGAGUCCACAAAGCUUUCGGCAUGAGCUUGUGAUAAAGGGG